Leptinotarsa decemlineata (Colorado potato beetle) is the source of this 2134-nucleotide messenger RNA. Its product is annotated as calpain-7. Gene Ontology annotation, biological process: proteolysis. Gene Ontology annotation, molecular function: calcium-dependent cysteine-type endopeptidase activity. Lineage: Eukaryota; Metazoa; Arthropoda; Insecta; Coleoptera; Chrysomelidae. The record is from RefSeq and is a predicted model, not a curated record.
CAUACAUACUACAUGCCCGUCAUUCGGGGGACAGGAAUUACUGGAAGUAGAAGAAAUAUGUACUUCCACGAUUUUUUACUGAGGAACAAUGUUCACGAUGAAUAAAAAACUAUUAUAAACAAAGAAAACAUUUUUCUCAAAAAAAAUUCCUAUCGCUUUUAUUUCUGUUCAAUUUCUGUCAAGCUUAUGAAGUUAAAUAUAGCGAUUACCUAUUAUGAGCGAAGCAAUUAGCCUGGAUCACUUAGUGCGUAAUGGUAUUGAAGCAUCCAAAAAAGCCGUUCACUUUGAUUUUCAUGGAGAUAUAAAUAUUUCUGCUCAUUAUUAUGAGGCAACUGCAUAUCUAUUAGAACUUGCUGCUCAGGGAAUAAGCGAUUCUGAUGAAUUGAAAAGGAGAGCUUAUGAGUAUAAAACCAGAUGCGUUGCAUUGAGGAACAAUAUGUCGAAAGUCAAUCCUAUUCAAAAAGAUGAAACUAGAAGUAAGCUAAAACAGUGCCAUUUUUUAUUACAGCAAGCUAUCGAGGAAGAUGAGAAAGGUGAUAAAGCUGAUGCAAUACAGUUAUAUGCCAAAGCUGUGGGAUAUAUUUCUCAGUUUCCAGAACUAAGGAAUACUGUACUCAAGAAAGUAACUCUGCAGGCUUUGGAUAGAGCCGAGGAACUCAAAGGAAUCCUGAGAGCUCAGCCUUCAACAUCUUCAACUAAUUCUCCUACUCCGACAACUUCUACCGUUCAACAACAGCCUUCAACAUAUUCAGAAUCAGUAAAGAAACCAGAUCUACACAGAGGAACAAGUGCUCACUUGAAAGUUUCGGGUGGAGAUAAUUAUACUAAAGACUUCAAGCAGUUCAUACGUCCCGAAGAUAUAAGCAGAGACCCUUGCAUAGUGCAUGGUCCUGCCCCAAAUUAUUUAACUAUAAAACAAACUGUGAUAUCGGAUUGUUCUUUUGUGGCGAGUUUAGCUGUUAGUGCUUCUUAUGAGAAACGUUUCGGUAAAAAGUUGGUAACUUCUAUCAUUUAUCCACAAUCAAAAGAUCAAAGGCCCUUAUACAAUCCUUUCGGCAAAUAUAUGAUAAAGCUGCAUAUCAAUGGUAUACCAAGAAAGAUUAUAAUAGAUGACACUUUGCCAGUUGACGAAAAAGGAAGAUUGUUGUGUUCGUAUUCCAGUAACAAGAAUGAAUUCUGGAUUUCUUUGUUAGAAAAGGCAUACAUGAAAGUCAUGGGCGGAUAUGAUUUUCCAGGAAGUAAUAGUAAUAUUGAUUUACAUGCGUUAACUGGAUGGAUACCCGAAAGAUUUGCCAUAAAAAGCAAAAAUCCAGAAUUCAAUAAGUAUACCUUUUUUGAUACUUUAGAAGCUCGUUUAGAACAAGGUGAAGUACUAGCAACUGUGGCAACAGGAGAACUAGUUGAAUAUGAUGUUGAAAGAAGCGGCUUGGUACCAACUCAUGCAUAUGCUGUUAUAGACGCUAAAAAACUCAAAGGAGUACGCUUACUGAAAUUGAAGAAUCCAUGGUCCCAUAUGAGGUGGAGAGGCAACUUUUCAGAACUAGAUGCGAAAAAUUGGACUCCUGAAUUACAGAGUAUUUUGAACUAUGAUCCCAACAGUGCAGCCCACUUUGAUAAUGGUGUAUUUUGGAUAGAUUAUGAAUCAGUUUGCAAAUUUUUUGAGGUUUUUUAUAUGAAUUGGAACCCUGAGCUGUUUAAUUUCACUUAUUGCUUACAUCAGUCAUGGAAUGCUGGCACUGGUCCUGCUAAAGAUCUUUAUUCGGUAGGUUCCAACCCACAGUAUUCAUUAUUUGUUAGUGGAAAUGCACCUGGGGCAGUUUGGUUACUUUUGACCAGGCAUAUUGUUGAUAUUGAAGAUUUCAGAGAAAAUAAGGAAUAUAUAACAUUAUUUGUAUAUAAGAAUGGAAAGAAAGUUUACUAUCCCUAUGAUCCCCCUCCUUAUAUUGAUGGGGUGAAAAUUAAUAGUCCCCAUUACCUGUGUAAAAUAAUUCUUGGCCCAAAAUCUGAAAGAUCAUAUACCAUCGUUGUUUCACAGUACGAAAAGACCACUACAAUUUAUUAUACACUGAGAGCAUAUUCAACAUGUCCAUUUGAUUUAAGAAAAAUUGAGGAUCCUUACAAAUUUGAAAUGAAG